Protobothrops mucrosquamatus (brown spotted pit viper) is the source of this 429-nucleotide messenger RNA. Its product is annotated as ADP-ribosylation factor-binding protein GGA3-like. Gene Ontology annotation, biological process: intracellular protein transport; vesicle-mediated transport. The annotation marks the transcript as partial. The transcript is spliced from 2 exons. The record is from RefSeq and is a predicted model, not a curated record. Gene Ontology annotation, cellular component: trans-Golgi network. Gene Ontology annotation, molecular function: small GTPase binding. NCBI's taxonomy places the organism in Eukaryota, Metazoa, Chordata, Lepidosauria, Squamata, Viperidae.
CAUUAGAACGGGCUACGGAUUGCAAGUUUGAAAGCUAGAUUGCAAUUUCCGUUAUGACACCGUCGCCAUGUCAAAGCCCAUAGUGCUUAUUCUGUUGAUGGCAUGUUGCUCUUCUACCCUGAAAAUAAAUACUUCCUUCACCUUGCAGGCAGCGUUCUUCCCAUGACUGCUUACGACAAGAACGGUCUGCGUAUUCUGCUGCACUUUGCAAAGGAGUGCCCUCCUGGGCGUCCUGACGUGUUGGUGGUGGUGGUAUCGAUGUUGAAUACAGCACCUCUUCCCAUCAAGAAUAUUGUGUUACAAGCUGCGGUGCCAAAGUCCAUGAAAGUAAAGCUGCAGCCACCUUCAGGGACAGAGUUAGUGCCGUUCAGUCCCAUCAAGCCACCCGCUGCUAUUACCCAGGUUAUGCUGCUUGCAAAUCCUAGAAAG